Messenger RNA from Bursaphelenchus okinawaensis, 526 nucleotides. The record is from the annotation of a GenBank genome assembly. Lineage: Eukaryota; Metazoa; Nematoda; Chromadorea; Rhabditida; Aphelenchoididae.
AUGGGCCGUAUCUUGAAGCCAGGACGUGUUGUCAUCUUGCUCGGUGGACGUUUCGCCGGACGCAAAGCUAUCGUCGUCAAGUCCUACGAUGACGGCAGCAACGACAGACCAUAUGGCCACGCUUUGGUUGCUGGUAUUGACAAGUACCCAAGAAAGGUUACCAAGACCAUGGGAAAGAAGAAGAUCGCCAAGAGAAGCACUCUCCGACCAUUCGUCAAAGUACAGAGUUUCUCUCACCUUCUCCCAACUCGGUAAGUUUAAAAUAUUUUGUUUGGUCAAUGGCUGUUUGAUAAUUAAUGGAGCAUGUUUUCUAUAGUUUGUGGGGUUACAAGACUUGGUUUAAUUUUUUUAACGAAUUGCUUCCAGAUUGACAGUCGAUGUCGAAUUGAACAAGGAUUUGGUUAACAAGGAGACUUUGAAGAACCCCACCAAGAAGAGACAAGCUGUUGCGUCGACCAAGAAAGAACUUGAAUCCCGUUACAAGACAGGAAAGAACAAAUGGCUCUUCACCAAACUUCGUUUCUAA